AUGACCAGGAAACGAUCUUUGAGUUCCCGACGGCGAUCAAGCGCACAGUCUUGGCAAUGUGUUCAAGACUGUUGGUAUUGCGCCGUUCCCGAUCCACGUGAAGAGGGGCAUCCGCGCGCAAGGGCGCAGGCUCUUCCUGGUGGGGCACGGAAGGUGAUCACCGACGCGAUGGGCGGUUCGAGAUUGGCCCCCUACGGCCUCGGUGGCACGAUCAUUGCGCUGAACACGCCAGAAUGCCCGCGCGCGCUGCUGCAGUUGAGGAUGGGUGGCGGCAUCGUCGAGCACGCCAUUACUGAAGCUGGUUAUACCAACCUUGGUAUUCAAGCAUCUUUGCGGGCGGCCCAGGCUGCCCUUGUCGCCCCCUGUUGA
This is a messenger RNA of Prorocentrum cordatum, 369 nucleotides long. The record is from the annotation of a GenBank genome assembly. Lineage: Eukaryota; Dinophyceae; Prorocentrales; Prorocentraceae.